UACGCACUCCAGUGAAAUAUUCAAGUCGUUGGGUGCAGAACAUACCAGGUGUGAAUACUUUACAUAUAUAAACUAAUAGUAAAUGGCGAGUAUAAUCUUCUAGAAUGUGGCGAUUACUGGAGAUGAUGAUGAAUUUUGAGCUUUAGCAAAUGGGUACUAUUCCAAAAACUGAAAGUUGAAAAAUGGUAUUUUAAAAUGGCGGGAAAAGAGGACAUAGCGAUAGUAGGCAUUGGCUGCAGAUUUCCCGGCGCUGACAAUGUCACCGAAUAUUGGCGUGUAUUGAGCAAUGGUGAAAACCACGUAAAGGAAGUGCCACGUGAUAGAUGGAACAUUGAUGCUUUCUACGACCCGGAUCGUAAUGCACCCGGGAAAACAUAUGUGCGAACAGCAGGCUUCGUAAAUAGUAUAGAUGAAUGGGAUCAUCGUUUCUAUGGAAUUAAUGACAUGGAGGCGGAGCUUAUAGACCCCCAGCAGAGAAUUGUUUUGGACUGUGUCCACAUGGCGUUAGAGGAUGGUGGCAUUACAAGAAAGGAUAUUGAGGGAACACAAACAGGAGUUUAUAUAGGAUCUAUGACUGAUGACUAUAAAGGUCACGUGAUGACUGACACAACUAUAAACAGUACUUACUCUGUGACGGGCACACAUAACAGUAUUAUCAGCGCCAGGGUGUCAUACACAUAUAAUCUGUCAGGACCUGCAUUGACUUUGGACACAGCUUGUUCUUCGUCACUUGUCACCAUUGAUGUUGCCUCACAGGCUUUACUCACAAGAAAAUGUAGUAUGGCUAUAUGCGGAGGUGUAAAUAUACUGAUGGACCCACAACUUUUCGUUGCGCUUUCAAAAGCUGGUAUGCUUUCACCAAGCGGACAGUGUAAAACAUUUACAAAGGAGGCAGAUGGUUAUGCUCGUGGAGAAGGGUGUGGGAUAGUGCUGCUCAAAACGCUAAAAGAAGCUGUGAAGGAUGGUAACAAAAUUUGGGGAACGAUAAGAACUGGAACGAAUCAAGACGGACAUAUGGCAACACCGAUCACGGCACCUUCCGGACUCCAACAAGAACAGUUGAUCAAGCAUCUUUACGAAAGUUAUCGUGUUGAUAAAUCUAGAAUCCAAGUCAUUGAAGCUCAUGGUACUGGAACAGCUAUUGGAGAUCCAACAGAGGCAAACGCUCUAGGAACACAUUUUGGCAAAAGGGCCGAUGCUAAAGGAGCAGUUUUUAUUGGGUCCGUAAAGACAAACAUAGGUCAUUUAGAGGGUGCUGCCGGUGUUGCGGGACUUAUAAAAGUACUUUUAAUGAUGAAAUUUGACAUUAUUGUCCCUUCUUUGUGGUAUAGUAAGGACAAUGAAAAUCCCAAGGUUACAUUAUCUGAACAUGGUUUUGUUGUUCCCACACAAUGUAUUCAUUGGGAAAUGCCAGGUACUGGAAAGCGUCUUGCAUGUGUAAACAGUUUUGGGUUUGGUGGUACAAAUGCUCAUUGUAUUGUUGAAGAAUAUGGGCCAUUUAAACCUACAGUAUCAGUAACGAAGUCUUUUCUUCCAUGUAUCAUAACAAUAUCUGCAUUUGAUCAAGACACCCUUAUUGCAAAUGUUCAACAUCUCUACGAUGCUUUGAAAUUACAGUCUUACGACAUUAAGGCUUUAGCUUAUACAUCAACAUGUAGACGUGAUCACAGACCAAAAAGAAAAGCAAUUUAUGGAAGAAGUCAAGAUGAUAUUAUUGCAGCUAGCUAUGUUUUUCUCAGUAUGAACGAAAAUGGUGCCCCUCCACUUGAUUCAAAGAAAAUUGUAUUCGUUUUCUGUGGUGUCGGAACAGCAUGGAAAGGCAUGUGCAACUCGCUCAUGAACGUGAGCGCUUUUAAUGAGGCAGUCUUCGGCAUCGAUAAAUAUCUCAAACCACUGGCGGGAUGGACGAUUUCGAACAAGUUCAUCGAAUGUCACGAUAUUUUGUCAAACCCGAUGGUAGCACAUAUUGCAAUUUUUGCCUGUCAGAUUGGUUUAGCCGCAUUUUGGAAAGCUAUGGGAAUUUUACCGGACGUUGUCAUAGGUCAGUCUAUGGGAGAAGUAGCGGCUGCUUAUGUUGCUGGGUAUGUUGACCUACAAACAGCAGUUCAAAUUAUAUUUUACAGAUCCAAGGUUCUGGCGGCAGUUAAAAGCGGUACAAUGGCGGUUGUACGCAACGCAGGUGUCGACGUUGUGGAAAAAUGCUGUAAAAGUAUUGGAUCUGUUAAUGUCGCAGUUUACAAUAGCCCAGAAUCUUGUACCGUGUCAGGUAUGACGGAAGAUAUCCAAAAUUUCAAGCAGAAACUUUCAACAAUAGAAGACAUGAACGCUGAAGUUACCAACCUAGAUGUACAGUGCGCCUAUCACAGUUCACAUGUUGAGCAAGCAGCAACUCAACUAGCUACGCAUCUACAAAAUAUUCAACAUCGUAAGGGACAUACACCAGUUCUUUCCACUGUAACAGGGCAACUGGAAACAAAUGGAGUGUUUGGUAAAUCCAUUUAUUGGGAAGCAAACGUAAAAAUGCCAGUUCUUUUCUCAAACGCUAUCAUGUCCGUAGAAUCAAAGUCAAGCCACAACAUUUUUCUUGAACUCGGACCAAGUCCAGUUUUACGCGCACACAUAGGUAACAUACUGAAAGGAAAAACGAAUUAUACUGCAAUUCCUUCUAUGCAGAGACAAAAUGAAAUAAACACGAUAGCCGGAACACUUUGUACCAUGUACGAACUCGGACUGAAUCCCAAAUGGCCAUACUUAAACCCACAGCAAAGCCAGCUGACUGAAAUUCCUAGGUACCAGCUCCGUAAAUAUCGCAAGUUGUACCAAAGUCUAAGUGCAGUUAAGAAAAAUCAGGGAGUGGACACAUCCAAUGCAGAACACAUGUAUAUAACGCAACUGCCUCAGCAAGACGACGGUUCUCACUUCAAAGUAGAGAUAGGUGAAAGAACAACUCCAUUUGUAUUUCAACACAUUGUGACAGGGUUUAUUAUACUUCCUGGUGCAGUCUAUGCUGAUGUUGGAUUUGAAAUUGGAUGUAAUGCCUUAGGACUUUCAAAGCAAAACACAGUAGUUUCCCUAGAAUUCAUGCGACCGGUUAGAGUAGAAACUGGAGUAAAAACAAUUUUACACAUUUCUACUAUUACUCAAAGGAAUGAGCUGCUUUUUCAUGCAAAACAAAACCAGGUUACUAUGUGCAAAGGAUGGGUACGUUCAUCACAGGUAGAGACAAUGUGCGAGGACAAAGUUGAUACUGAAUGUCUGAAGCUUUCAAUUUCAGUCAAUGGAUGCAAACACAUGUGUAUGGAAGAAAUGUAUGACAAUUUGGAGUCGAUGGGGUUCAAAUAUGGUCCUUAUUUCAAAUUAAUGAAGGCCUGCGUAACAAAUGGUGUCGAGAGUUUAACAGAAAUAGAAGUUCCAGAUUUCAUAAUUAAUGAAUCAAGGUCGACAACAAUCCACCCUUGUGUACUGGAUGGCAUGUUGCAGUCAACCAUUAACACUACCACAGAAGAAAUUUUGGCAAAAAUAAAGGAGGAAAAUCUCUCUUUUCUCCCCGUAGCUAUUGGUGAACUUCGUGUAUUUGGAAAUCCAGAAAAGAAAAUGUACAUCUUCACAAAAAGAAUCAAUACAACAAUUCUUGAUGCCGUCUUACAAGUCCAUUACAAUAUUCUUUUACUCAACCAUAACGGAAUUGCUGUUGCAGAUCUUCGGAAUUAUACAACAUAUGGCAAAAGAAACGGUUCGGUGGCACCUUGUGAACUAAAGUAUCGGUUGACAUGGCAUCCACUUGAGAAAGUAAAACAGAGGGCAAAUAACGCUGGAAAUAUGCUUGUACUUACAAACACGCCUACAGAAGACAUCUGUAAAGAAUUUGAAGGAUUUGAAAACAUAAUCAUCUGCCAGAACGAGGAAAACAAAGCCAAAGAAGAUUUCAUAAUUCAUGCAUUUAAGGCAGCUUUUACCGACGCGAAGAACAUCAAAACAGUUGACAAAGUCUUAUUACUCAUCCAGAAAAUAAGUCCCGACACAGAAAUUACUGCAUCAACGGCUUCAAAUAUACAUGAGUGUGUGAAAGACAACUGCAUGUUGUUAGCAGAACUUGUGAAGUACAUGACGAACAACGGUAUCGAUGUUCCGCUUUUCGUUGCUACACAAAACACGCAACCAACGUUUUCAAUAGAAACAUCAGCAAUAAACCUUGUCGGAGAAGAGCUGUGGGGAUUUGUUCGUUCCAUACAUCUUGAAUUUAUACACGGUGAUAUUACUUUGAUAGAUCUUCAACCAUCCAUCACAGAAACAAAACAGACCUUGGUUGAUUUCAUUUGUCAUACAUGCAGCAAUAUCGGUGAUACGAAACCAGAAAUCGUUAUACAUUUUAAUGAAAUAUUUGGUUCUCAGUUUACAAAGGUCCCAAGAAAAGAAGUGAUUCCAACGCUGAGGGUAGAAAGCAGACUUGCAAGGAAUGUUUUCGCACAGUACAUGGUACUGUCAUCACGAUCAAAAAUAAUGAAAUCUUUUAUUCUGACGCCGAAAAGGGGAAUUGAUGAAAAACACAAAAAGCAACAAGUCUUCUUAAACAUAAAGACCGUGUGUUUACAUCCUUUUUCAAUUUAUCCCAGAACAACAAGCGGUAUUUUUCUCGAUCAAGAUGUAUGGAAAGACAGCCUCAAAGGCGGACACUGUGUUUUUGGACUUGAAUAUACUGGUACCCAAAUAUCAAGGCCUACACAAGGCAGGGUUACAUGUAGAAAACCAGAAAUAGAAGCUGAGAAUGAAGACUAUCAGAAUAAAUGGGAAAUUCUAGCUAUAUUUCCUUCUGAAAUUAUGACGAAAAUGUCUGUACCAAAAAGUUGCACAGUCAACCUGAAGGAAAUUCCAUUUUAUCAGCCCGGUCUCGUUUUGUACACAAUGCUGUGUUGGAGACUUUCCGAAUAUGUUCCUGAUAGGUCAAGCGUAGUCGUAUACAGUCCUUAUGGAUCGUCGGUACCCAGCCUGAUUUUGAGGAGUGUAACGCAUACUCGAAGAAAUGCUUAUCUUGUCGAUCCGUCGAGUGUUAAAGGCAGCAAUCAAAAAUGGAUUGAUAUUUUGAUAACAGUUGAAAACAUUGAUCCAAGCUUUCCUUUACUCGGAAGAUGCAAGAAGAUUGUUUGUUUAGAAGAUUGUAUUUCAGAGCCUGUACGUCUCAAAAUGUCUCGAUCAGCCGAACAAACUAUUGAAUGCUUUCCUGCCGCGGAAUUGCUAGAAAGGAGACAUGUAAGUAAAUGUCUUCCAAAGGUUGUAUCUUGGUUGCAAAAGAAUUACGAGAAAAUGGUGUUACAAAACAAUACAUCGGCUUGUUCUGCUUCUCUAGAUUCAAAUUCAGAUGAUGGUGAUUGCAAAAUACCUUGUUCAAUUCUUGAUGUUAUGAAAGAUGGACGAGUAGUUUUACCAGUCCGAAAUCCUAUAGAUCAGUUGUUCAGUAAAUCUUCUGUUUACAUUGUAACGGGCGGCAUAACUGGCCUUGGUUGGGAGUUUAUUCUCCUUCUAGCGGAAAUGGGAGCAGGCAUAAUAGCUUCUAUUUCCAGACGAGACGUUUCAUCACAAAGAGCAGAAGACAUUCUAAAGGUAGAGAAAACAACAGGGUGCAAGAUAAUCUGUGUAAGGGGCGACGUGACUGAUCUAAAGUCUGUUUCGUCGGCCAUUAGUGAGAUAGAAUCGCUAUCCUCGAAAUAUCCUAUCCGUGGUGUUUUUCACGGAGCCGGUGUAUUGAACGCGAAACUUCUGAUGAACUUAAAAGAAUCUCAGCUUGAUUUUGUUUUGAGACCAAAAGUUAUCGGAACUAUGAAUAUGCAUAUAGCUACGAAAGAAAUGGACCUUGACUAUUUUGUUGUACAAUCAUCCAUCAAUAGCUUGAUCGGUUCUCCUGGUCAAAGCAGCUAUGGAGCGGCAAACUCAUUCCUCGAUACCUUUAUGGAAUGGAGACGCAGAAGAGGGCUUCCUGGUCAAGCAAUUAACUGGGGAGCAUUGUGCGUUGGCAUGGCUUCAAGCCCCGAAUUUAUAGAAAACUUCACAAAGCGUGGAUUUAACCUACUAUCCGUCCUCGAAAUCCGAAGUUGUUUACAAGAGGCAUUGAUGCGCAAUUCAACUAGUAUUAUAUACACAGAUAUAAACUGGGAUAUCUGUGCAAAGGAUUACACAAACCCACAGUUAGAGAGAACAAGACUCCAAAUGUCUGUUUUGUUUGAACAAACAGUGUCAAACGUAAUGAACUUUGACAAUGAUGGGAUAGACAGUAGGUCUUUCAACGUAAAAGCAUUGCAAGAAGCGGGAAAAGAAAGACAACUGCUUGCUAUUACACAAGUUAUUCAAAAGGUUUCCAGCAAAGUAAUUGGAGGAGAUUUAAGCCGAAUCAACAUUUCAUGUACUCUGUCCGAAAUGGCCUUUGAUUCAAUGUCUACCGUCACGUUUAUAAACGUCGUACAUGACAUUACAGGUCACCGGAUUCCGCCAUCGUUCAUGCUCAACACAAAUCAAACGCUGCAUGACAUUGUGUUGUUGUUGUUUGGUGCAAUCUUCACUGGCAAAACAGAAAUGGAUGAAUCCCUUGAUGCCGGCAUCAGCAGUGAAAUCAGCGGAUUGCUCGCACUUGAAUCAAGCAGAGAUGGCAGUAUGACGCCCGUUGAAACGUAGUAGUGUAAACAAAAACACAGUUAUGAUUAUUUUUUGUUCCGAAAUGAUGUUUUUAAUUUCCAUUUGCACGCAGAAAAAGAAAUGAAUAUUUAUCAUAAUUCCUCACAGAAUUUCUCUACCUGAAAUAUAUAUAUAAUCCUUAUUUAACAGAUUUAAGAUAUUUAAGAAUACUUGCAUUCAAUAUGUGUCUUCAUGAGUAUGUAAAAAUAUUCAGUUUCAUAAUUUAGAAAUAAUUUUUAAAAUGACGUCUAUAGAAAACAAUCUUUCAAAAUCGGCAUCCAAAAUUUCAAAUAAAACAUCAAAUUGUAGGCAAUAAAUUUAAUACGUUACAUACUACCUGUUUGUUAUAAAACAACAAUACGUUCAGUUUUACAGAAAAUUCAUUGAAUAUUUAUGUAAAUAUUUUGCCCUUUAUAUAAAAAUACCUUUCGCUCUAACAGAAAACAAAGCACAGUGAACAAUACUUUGUUUAGUGCAUAUGUGUUAUGUACAUGUAUGUUAAAAAUAUGUUUCACAAAUCAUUAUUAUAUGUUAUAUUGUAUUACUCUCUCUGUGUAUUUAUGUAUGCUGCAUGUACAAUUUUACAUAGUACUUAGAUAUGUAUUGACCUUUAUAUGGAUAUAAAUUGUAUUUAUUUUAUUUGGGAGUUCAUAAGCUGAAACCUAAAAGUCAUAGAUAUACGUUUUGUUCAGUUCUGUUCUGUUUAAAAUGCCUGGAUAUAGAAAUAUAUGUUUUAAAAGGCACACAAUAGUUUACAUACAUCUUAAAGAGAUGUAUAUACCUUUGUUAUUAUUCUGCAUGAUACACAAGUCAAACAGCGAGUUAUAUUAUUUUGCCUAAGAUGUUAGGAUUCUGGAAGAAAAUAUGUACAAGGCAAAAGCUUUUCAAAAGUCAGAAUUAUGGAUCUUUCAGGAGAGGUGACACUGUAAUAAGAUAAAAACUUUGAAAGAAUAUUAAAACUAUUCACUUCACCUGUGAAUAAGUAACUUCCAAUCAACUCAAAAACUUUCAUAUUGAUAAGAGCAAUAAAAUAUUCGUACCUGGAAUGUUUUCGUUUGACUUUUAAUGAAUUAUGAUUGUACAAAGCUUGUCUCGCGUUUUCUCUACCGACCCGAUGUAUAUCAGAUAUAUAUAAUUGAUAUUAUUGAUAUAAUCAAUUGUGUUUUGAUGCAUUCUGUAAAUAUGAUUACAUCUGCGGAUAAAACGUUAUUAUGUGAAACUCAUAUGUUUAAUUACGAUUAUAAUGCAAUUAUUUGUUGUAUAUUUUGAUGCGCCCUUGUGAUACACUAUUUACUAGUAAUUAAACGAUAAACUCACGAAUCAGCUUGGAUUCUAACAUCAUCCAUCAGUAGAACAUUGCAUGCGCUGCCAUGACGCCUGACGCUGUGGUGUAUUUACUAUGACAUAUUAAUAAUAGUUGUAUCGUAAAUUCAACUUGACAAAUUUGUUUUCCUUAUGUCGUCAUAAUAUGUUUAAAACAAUAAUUUUCUCUUAAAUAGAAUCAAUGUCGUUCAGAAUUCGUACCGCAAAAAAACAAUACGUGAGAUGAAUAAUACUAUGAUUUAGACUGCUGAUGUUUACGUAUUGUUAUUCAUGUAUCUGUGAUAAGGUUAAAAUGGCAAGACAAUAAGUUUUAUGCAAAUAUCAAAGUGAAUGCGUUAGCACACCUUGCAUGUACAUGUCUCCUUAUUAAGAAAAUGAUUUCAUGUUUUUGUAAAUCAAAAGUGAAAAUAAAGUGAGCUGGUGA
Messenger RNA from Mercenaria mercenaria, 8410 nucleotides. Its product is annotated as phenolphthiocerol/phthiocerol polyketide synthase subunit C-like. Gene Ontology annotation, molecular function: 3-oxoacyl-[acyl-carrier-protein] synthase activity; fatty acid synthase activity. The transcript has 7 exons. The record is from RefSeq and is a predicted model, not a curated record. Lineage: Eukaryota; Metazoa; Mollusca; Bivalvia; Venerida; Veneridae. The coding region runs from base 196 to 6663 and encodes 2155 amino acids. Gene Ontology annotation, biological process: fatty acid biosynthetic process.